This is a messenger RNA of Urocitellus parryii (Arctic ground squirrel), 4643 nucleotides long. RefSeq names its product RAN binding protein 6 (gene Ranbp6). Gene Ontology annotation, biological process: protein import into nucleus. Gene Ontology annotation, molecular function: protein binding. The record is from RefSeq and is a predicted model, not a curated record. Lineage: Eukaryota; Metazoa; Chordata; Mammalia; Rodentia; Sciuridae.
CGGUAGCCGUAGCUUUGACAGGGCGCGAUGGCGGCGGCCGGGUCUGCAGGGGUGCCGGCGAUUGUGUCGGAAAAGCAAGAGUUCUACCAGCUUCUGAAGAACCUGAUCAAUCCAAGCUGCAUGGUGCGGAGGCAAGCAGAGGAAAUCUAUGAAAAUAUCCCAGGUCUGUGUAAGACUACAUUCCUCUUAGAUGCCGUCAGAAAUAGAAGAGCAGGUUAUGAGGUGAGACAAAUGGCUGCCGCACUGCUACGCCGGCUUUUGUCCUCUGGGUUUGAGGAGGUCUACCCAAAUCUGCCUUCUGAUGUUCAGAGAGAUGUCAAGAUUGAACUGAUACUGGCUGUUAAGUUAGAAACACAUGCUAGCAUGAGGAAAAAGCUCUGUGAUAUUUUUGCGGUGCUGGCCAGGAAUUUGAUAGAUGAGGAUGGCACUAACCAUUGGCCAGAAGGUCUGAAGUUCCUUAUUGAUUCGAUCUACUCUAAAAAUGUGGUUCUGUGGGAAGUUGCACUUCACGUCUUCUGGCACUUUCCUGGAAUUUUUGGGAACCAAGAUCGGCACGAUUUGGAUAUCAUCAAAAGGUUGUUGGACCAGUGUAUUCAAGAUCAAGAACAUCCAGCAAUCAGGACAUUAUCUGCUAGAGCUGCAGCUGCAUUUGUACUUGCUAAUGAGAAUAAUAUUGCUCUUUUCAAAGACUUUGCAGACUUGCUUCCUGGAAUCUUACAAGCUGUCAAUGAUUCAUGCUACCAGGAUGAUGAUUCAGUGCUAGAAUCCCUUGUUGAGAUUGCUGAUACAGUACCUAAGUAUUUGGGUCCUUAUUUAGAAGAUACUCUACAGUUGAGCCUGAAGUUGUGUGGAGAUUCUAGACUUAGUAACCUGCAACGCCAGCUGGCCCUUGAAGUAAUAGUGACCUUGUCUGAAACUGCAACUCCAAUGUUGAAAAAACAUACAAAUAUUAUUGCACAGGCAGUUCCUCAUAUAUUAGCAAUGAUGGUUGAUCUACAGGAUGAUGAGGACUGGGUAAAUGCUGAUGAAAUGGAAGAAGAUGAUUUUGACAGCAAUGCAGUUGCUGCUGAGAGUGCUCUAGACAGACUGGCUUGUGGGCUUGGUGGAAAAGUUGUUUUACCAAUGACCAAGGAGCAUAUUAUGCAAAUGCUUCAGAGCCCUGACUGGAAGUAUCGACAUGCUGGAUUAAUGGCCUUAUCUGCCAUUGGAGAAGGUUGCCAUCAGCAAAUGGAACCAAUUCUAGAUGAAACUGUUAACUCUGUUUUACUUUUUCUUCAGGAUCCUCAUCCAAGGGUGAGGGCUGCAGCCUGUACUACACUUGGACAAAUGGCUACAGAUUUUGCACCUAGUUUCCAAAAGAAAUUCCAUGAAACAGUGAUUGCAGCUUUGUUGCGUACGAUGGAAAAUCAAGGUAAUCAGCGUGUACAAUCUCAUGCAGCUUCUGCUCUUAUUAUUUUUAUUGAAGAUUGCCCCAAGUCAUUACUAGUUCUCUAUUUGGAUAGUAUGGUGAAAAAUCUACAUUCUAUCUUGGUGAUUAAACUUCAAGAGUUGAUUCGGAAUGGAACUAAGUUGGCCUUGGAACAGCUUGUGACAACCAUUGCCUCAGUUGCAGAUAUGAUAGAAGAAAAAUUUAUUCCAUAUUAUGACAUAUUUAUGCCCUCACUAAAGCAUAUUGUUGAGCUUGCUGUUCAGAAGGAACUCAAGCUUCUGAGAGGAAAAACUAUUGAGUGCAUUAGCCAUGUUGGUCUUGCUGUUGGGAAGGAAAAAUUUAUGCAAGAUGCAUCAAAUGUGAUGCAGCUAUUGUUGAAGACACAAUCAGACUUGAAUAAUAUGGAAGAUGAUGACCCUCAGACCUCUUACAUGGUUUCAGCUUGGGCUAGAAUGUGUAAAAUUCUUGGAAAAGAUUUCCAACAGUACCUUCCACUGGUUAUUGAGCCUCUUAUUAAGACUGCUUCAGCUAAACCUGAUGUCGCUCUCUUAGACACACAAGAUGUAGAGAAUAUGAGUGAUGAUGAUGGAUGGCAAUUUGUAAAUCUUGGAGACCAGCAAAGUUUUGGAAUUAAAACUUCCGGACUUGAAGCAAAAGCAACUGCUUGCCAGAUGUUGGUUUACUAUGCUAAGGAGUUAAGAGAAGGAUUUGUGGAGUAUACAGAACAAGUUGUGAAAUUAAUGGUUCCCUUACUGAAAUUUUAUUUCCAUGACAAUGUUCGAGUGGCAGCUGCAGAGUCCAUGCCUUUUCUCCUGGAAUGUUCAAGAAUUCGUGGUCCAGAGUAUCUUUCACAGAUGUGGCAGUUCAUAUGUGACCCCUUAAUCAAGGCUAUAGGAACUGAACCUGAUACUGAUGUACUCUCAGAAAUAAUGAAUUCUUUUGCAAAGUCCAUUGAGGUAAUGGGAGAUGGUUGCCUCAAUGAUGAACACUUGGAAGAACUGGGAGGAAUACUGAAAGCAAAACUUGAAGGACAUUUUAAAAACCAAGAAUUACGACAGGUUAAAAGACAAGAAGAAAACUAUGACCAACAGGUUGAGAUGUCUCUGCAAGAUGAGGAUGAAUGUGAUGUUUAUAUUCUGACCAAAGUAUCAGAUAUUUUGCACUCAUUAUUUAGUACUUAUAAAGAAAAGAUUUUACCAUGGUUUGAACAGCUACUUCCAUUAAUUGUAAAUCUAAUAUGUUCAAGUAGACCAUGGCCAGACAGACAGUGGGGAUUAUGUAUAUUUGAUGAUAUCAUAGAGCACUGCAGCCCAACCUCAUUUAAAUAUGUAGAAUAUUUUCGGUGGCCAAUGCUACUAAAUAUGCGAGAUAACAACCCUGAAGUCAGGCAAGCUGCUGCUUAUGGCCUGGGUGUUAUGGCACAGUUUGGUGGAGAUGAUUAUCGUUCUCUAUGUUCGGAAGCUGUUCCACUACUGGUAAAAGUUAUUAAGUGUGCAAAUUCCAAAACCAAAAAAAAUGUCAUUGCGACAGAGAACUGUAUCUCAGCAAUAGGGAAGAUUUUGAAGUUUAAGCCUAACUGUGUAAAUGUAGAUGAAGUUCUUCCACACUGGUUAUCAUGGCUUCCACUGCAUGAAGAUAAAGAGGAAGCGAUUCAGACUUUGAGUUUUCUCUGUGACUUAAUUGAAAGUAACCACCCAGUUGUAGUUGGUCCAAAUAAUUCUAAUCUCCCCAAAAUAAUUAGUAUAAUUGCAGAAGGAAAAAUUAAUGAGACUAUUAGCUAUGAAGAUCCUUGUGCCAAACGCCUUGCUAAUGUUGUUCGUCAGGUACAAACAUCUGAAGAAUUAUGGUCGGAAUGUAUAUCGCAACUUGAUAAUGAACAGCAGGAAGCCUUACAGGAAUUGCUAAAUUUUGCUUGAAGCACUUUAAUAUCACUUACAUAUCAUCUAUCUAUCUAUCAUAAAAGUAACUAUAAAUAAAUGUUGUGAGUGAAUUCCGUUAUAAAAUGAGAAAACUUCUCUCCCUGCUAAGCAGUUUAUAUUUCUUCCCCAUGUUUCUCCAAGAUUAGUUAAUGUUCAAGCCUUCUGUUCACCUUGCAUGUUUUAUCUCUUAAACAUAGACCUUGGUGAUAACCUAUGCUUCCAGUUGUCUUAGAAUGUUUGUCACCUUUUCCCUAUUUGGUGUGAAGUAUAGAGAUUGUUACUAUUUGUCUGAACUAUUGAUGGUGGGCAAUUGCUAUACUUGGUGUCAAGAUGUCAUGGUGAUUGUCACAAGAUGCUAAGAGCUUACAAAGAUAAGCUAGGAGAAUUUCCAGGACAAACAUCUUUGGAAUCAAGGAUGAUAGAUAUAGUGACAGGCUUAUUCCUCCUUGAUAAUACUCCUGGUUUUUAUGUAAUGGUAGUUUGCUGGAACUAAGCAAGAAUUUUAAGAUAUUGCAAUGGAUGUGGAAGUUUUCUCUAUAAUGUAUGUGAACUUUUUAAAUAAUGUAAAGAUUCUUGAGAAUUGGGUAGAACAUACCAAUAUUUAGUUCCCAAAGUGUUCUACUGAAAGUUAUGAGAACUUUUAAAUCWCCUAACCAACAUGGAUUGCAUUUUUUAAAGUUAUCCAGAACUCCAAGAAUCAUGGUUACAGAAAAGGGAGUCCUGGUACAUCUAACAUUGGUAGUAUGUAAUAUUCUAAUAGUAUUUGACAAAUAGUAAGUAAUCAAUAUUUAUGGGAGUCUGUCAGUGUUAUGUUUUUCAAUAGAGUAUUGCUUUGUGUAUGUAUUACAUUUUCCUCCCUGCAAAGCAGCUCAAUAAGAAGAGAAGACUGAAUUCAGAAUGGAGCUUAAAUAGAUUUCUAUUUCAAAUAUCCCUAACAGAUUCUUUUAGUAGCACUGAAGGAUGUUCUGUUAUGAAAGCAAAACAACUUAGUUUUAUCUUUAAACAUUAAAAAGAAAACAGCUUUGAGACUGGUCAUUUAUCAGUAUGUGUGUAUUAUAAGAAAACAGUUGUAUAAAUCUAGGGUUAAUUAUAUUAAUUGGAAUGUCAGUCUUUAAUGUUGAGCUUUUGUAGGGUAGAAAAAAAAAGCUUUCUAUUCAACAAAUUUUCAAUCCAAAACUUAAAAACAAAUACAUUUAUUGUGAUUUCCUGGGGCUAUUGUGAGUACUGUGUGUGUAAAGUGUUUAGCAAAUAUUUAGGACCUAGUAAGUGCUCAAUAAAUCAUCACUGUUAUUGCC